ACUCACAAAGCCAGCACUACACACUGCACACUCACAUACCUCAUAUAUGAGACUCAGGAGCGGAAACGGGUCGAAUCCUACUUCAAAUUCUCUUUCCUCUCGGCUUGUCGACCGGGGAAAACAAACCGACCCGAGGCAGAGCGAAUGGGGAUUUACUAAUUAACUACUUUCGCGCGCGCACACUUACACACACACACACUGACUCCACAAAGAGGGAGAGAGAGAGAGAUGACAGAGAGAGAUGCACACCUCCUCUUCUCACUUCUCCUCCCCCCUCCCUCCGCUCUCCUCCCCGGGUUCAGGUUGGUAGAGUGCGCCUCUCCGGUCGCUGCGUCGGUGCGCUGUCAGACUGAAUGCGUGUGGAUUGACUGGUCGCACUUCAGCCGCUCAGAACAGCACUUCCUGCAGAGAAAACCGGAGUGUCGCCUUUGCGCAGUGAGAACGCAGCACUUCUGUUCCCUCCGCGCGCCUUCAUCCCCGGAUCGGAUCGAGCGCACCGGCGACCAGACUCCUGUUGAACCCGAGCGGAAGUGAUCGGGCUUCGGCCUCAGGUGCAUCUCUGAGGCGGAGCGACGUGGAGGUCCAGGUGGAGGUAUGGACUGCAACUGCGUCAGUGAUUUGCUUCUCCCCCCUGUGCCCGCCCUUUGGACGCCAGGGUUUGCCUUCCCGGACUGGGCCUACAAGCCUGAGUCAAGCCCCGGCUCCAGGCAGAUCCAGCUGUGGCACUUCAUCCUAGAGCUGCUGCAGAAGGAGGAGUAUCACGGCGUGAUUGCCUGGCAGGGAGAUUAUGGCGAGUUUGUCAUCAAGGAUCCAGACGAGGUGGCCCGGCUGUGGGGGAUAAGAAAAUGCAAACCUCACAUGAACUAUGACAAGCUGAGCAGGGCGCUAAGGUAUUACUACAACAAGCGGAUUUUGCACAAAACCAAAGGGAAGCGUUUCACCUACAAGUUCAACUUCAGUAAGGUGGUCCUGGUGAACUACCCCAUCCUAGACAUGGCCAACUCUCCCUUUUUUCUGGCUCAGAACCACUUUAAUGGGAGCUCUGCCACACCAGACUGCAGCCCAGAGGCCAUCCAGUCGUUGUUUCCUCGUUUGCCAGACACUGGAAGAGGAGGACUGUUUGAUCGAGGAACCACAGCGCCUGGACCCGAAGGGGACAAACUGAGGCUGGACACAUUCCCUUUCCUAAGUACAGGUGCCCAAUGCUACACCAAACCCCCGUCCCUGCUGGGCCCGUAUCCUCGCAGUCCAACCUUCGACUACCCUUGGGGCUUUAACCCCUACCUCCCAGGAGCCUUCUCUCUCAAUAACUGCCCCAAACUGCCUCCUGGCUCCCUUUAUCCCUCCCAGUUCUAUCCCAAUCCUUUGCAGAGCAGCCUCUCCCAGCUGCCUCACCCCUUUUCUUCUCUGCUCCCUCCAGCGGAAACGGGUGCAGGAGAGAGAGGAGUAGCAGGGCAAAACGGGGGAGCAAACGGCACAGCGGGGGGUCAGGCAGGCAGGAUCUGUCUGCCACCCUACCCAGGAAGCCUGCCGAUGGGUCGGACAGACAUUGGCAAUGGAGCCGCACUGAGCGAGAGGGAGACGGUGGAGGCCAAUCCCCCGGGUACGGGGCUGAACCUGGGGGUGGGAGCUGUCAACCUGGGAGCGGGGAACGGGACAGGCCAGCAGAGUCCCACAGAGAGGAGAGGAGGGGUGAAGCAGGACCCGGAGUCAGACUCAGACCUGGAGAUUACGGAUCUGAGCGACUGCAGCUCGGAGAACGAGAACGAGCACGAGUUCAGCAUCAGAAAGGAUGCCAGCCUGGUGAGCCGGCCGCAGCUCACGCUGGACGGAAAGAAGGGAAGCGUGCUGCCGCCCAUCUCCUCUCUCCCUCCGCCAGUGUCCCCUCAUCCUCUCAAGAGCCUGAUGCCAAUCAAUCCUCACCCCCCAUCCAUCCCCCCGUCGCUCUCCCCCUCCAUGCCUCUGCACGAAAGACACAGGGAGACAGAGACUCUUAAAAUGAUCCACAGCUAAGACAUUUUCUGACCAGUCUAUGCUCGAUAACUCUCUUCUUCUCUCCUGUUAUUUCUCAAACAGACACUGCAAAAAAAAAAA
Oryzias latipes (Japanese medaka) is the source of this 2094-nucleotide messenger RNA. RefSeq names its product Ets2 repressor factor like 1 (gene erfl1). Gene Ontology annotation, biological process: regulation of transcription by RNA polymerase II; cell differentiation. The record is from RefSeq and is a predicted model, not a curated record. Gene Ontology annotation, cellular component: nucleus. Lineage: Eukaryota; Metazoa; Chordata; Actinopteri; Beloniformes; Adrianichthyidae. Gene Ontology annotation, molecular function: sequence-specific DNA binding; DNA-binding transcription factor activity, RNA polymerase II-specific.